AUGUGCUCAAUCCAACUCAUCCCAAUUGCCGUCCCCAUCCACCGGUGGGUAUCCACCUUGGUGGCCUCCCGAGGUCUUGACAUAUGCUUACUAUCACAGAGGGGCAUCCACAGGGACCUUGGUGGUUUAUCUAUCGCCUACAUUUCUACUCUCCAUUCUCACUCUUCUCUACACUCAACACACACAUAA
Penicillium psychrosexuale is the source of this 189-nucleotide messenger RNA. RefSeq lists its product as uncharacterized. The transcript has 2 exons. NCBI's taxonomy places the organism in Eukaryota, Fungi, Ascomycota, Eurotiomycetes, Eurotiales, Aspergillaceae. Bases 1 to 189 code for a protein of 62 amino acids. The record is from RefSeq and is a predicted model, not a curated record.